GUGGUUGACUACAACCAACCAUUAACAUCCCCGUACACGCGUUCGACUGUGCUACGGAUCGGGAACAAUACCUAUCAUAUCCCAGCGACGUACCUAGACAAGUACCCAAAAUUGCUACCGAGCUUCAUCUUUGGUGAAGCUUACCCACUCGACAUCGACGGGGAUAUUGGACACGCCGUGGUUCACUUCAUUUAUACCGGCGGCUAUGAAACACUCCAGACCUCUCUUGACGACCCCAAUCAGUACAUUCCACGCGAGUUCCAGCGAGCCGUCCAGGUCUAUUAUACUGCCCAUAAGUACCAGAUACACGGCCUAGGCGAACUAGCCAAGACCUACAUUGAAAAGCUCGGCGACGUAAUUGGCAUUGUCACUAUAUUAAAGGCAGUCCGAAAGGUGCAUUCACGACUUCCCAGCGACGAAAGCUGGCUCCACGACUACCUCCACGCCAAGCUCCAGGGCGCAUUCGACGCGGACGAAAACACUUUCACCCGCGAUGAGUUCUACAGCAGCCUGGGAGAUGACAAUGUCUUCAACCAGGCGGUCAUGAAGAUGGUGGUGAAUAUCUACGCGAGCACGGUAUCCUCUCUGCGCGAUCGUGCAAUUGAGGACAGUCAGGUCGAACCGGUCCCAGAAAUGCAUAUAGAACCUGAUUAUCCACCGACACCUGAACAGUCCAGUCUAGAGCCGAUUGCUGAGGACCCACCCGCCGGUCCAGUCGAGGCUGAUGAGCCGACCCAACCGGACUUGACCCGAUCCGUCACGUCACCACCUCCGCCCGACUUCCCC
Messenger RNA from Aspergillus campestris IBT 28561, 786 nucleotides. RefSeq lists its product as uncharacterized. The annotation marks the transcript as partial. NCBI's taxonomy places the organism in Eukaryota, Fungi, Ascomycota, Eurotiomycetes, Eurotiales, Aspergillaceae. The record is from RefSeq and is a predicted model, not a curated record. The transcript has 3 exons.